Molecule: messenger RNA, 2128 nt
Organism: Exaiptasia diaphana
Lineage: Eukaryota; Metazoa; Cnidaria; Anthozoa; Actiniaria; Aiptasiidae
Product: thymidine kinase, cytosolic
Exons: 8
Coding region: 226-975 (249 amino acids)
Biological process (GO): thymidine metabolic process
Molecular function (GO): ATP binding; thymidine kinase activity
Source: RefSeq, a predicted model, not a curated record
UUCGAAAAUUCUUGGCAAGAAAAAUUAAGAAUUUUUCGGUUUGCAGCAAGCAUCUUAACUUUYARUUGUCAAAUACAUCUGCUAACAAGCUGGAGUGCUGUAUUUUCAAGUAUUUUGCGGACAAUUCAGAAUAWCUGGUCCAAUAAUUGCAAAAUUUCGACCUAUUCAGAUUUUCCUAUGAUACAUUGCGGUAUUGUUUGGUAAUAUAAGCCCCUGCUGUGCAUUAUGGGUUGUAACUUAUUUCGGCGCGAAAUUCAAGCAUUUGGCGCUGGAYUCCUUCGAACGAACUCUUCUACAACGGCACUUGGCACUCAUCAAAUUCUUCACAAAAUUACCAAAAUGGCUCUAGUUACUGUACCAGGUCUUACUAACUACUUCAGACAUCAUAGUAUUAGUGAAUGCCCCGGCCAAAUUCAGGUUAUAUUUGGACCAAUGUUCUCUGGAAAAACAACUGAGCUUUUAAGAAGAAUCAAGCGAUACCAAAUAGCUAACCACAGGUGUUUGGUYGUAAAAUAUGAAAAAGACAACAGAUAUGACUUAGGAGGAAUUGCAACUCACGAUAGACAAACUCUUGCUGCAACUGCAUGCUCAGUACUAUAUUCAAUCAAGAAGCAAGCAUCUCAAGCAACAGUCAUAGGAAUAGAUGAAGGACAGUUUUUCCCAGAUGUUGUCGAUUUUGCAGAAGAAAUGGCCAGUGAAGGCAAAACUGUGAUAAUUGCUGCUUUAGAUGGAACUUUUCAAAGACAGGCAUUUGGUAAUAUUCUUAACUUAGUUCCAUUAGCUGAGAGUGUCGUCAAACUGAAUGCUGUGUGUAUGAAUUGUUAUAAAGAUGCCGCUUUCACCAAAAGACUCUCGGCAGAUCAGAAGGUUGAAGUGAUUGGUGGUGCAGAUAAAUACAUGUCUGUAUGCAGAGACUGUUACAAUCUAGCUUCUGUACAAGAUAUGUUAAAUAGUAGCUCCGAAGGAGAACACUAGUAGAGUACUGAACUAGUAUAUUAUACAAUAUAAUAGUUGACUUUGGAUAUUUUGGUUGAGUAACCAAAAAAUACAGACAAGACUCUAUGGAAAUGAUAGAUGAUCUUAAUUAUUCUUUUAUUUCGCCAGAGUUUCGUCUACAAUUCUUUUGUGCAUAUGCGACUAGGGGUCCUGUGAAAUCUAUAGGUUUUCUUUGGUUUUAUCUGCUGGUCAUGGACCAAAGUAUCUAAAGUCUGCUAUUGUUUAUGAUAUAUUUUACAUACUUAAGUAAGCUAAAGGGGAAAUGGGAUUUCAAAGUAUAACUUUUUAAUGUGAGACAUACAUGAAACAAAGAAUUAUGGCACAUUGCCAGUAUAGUAUAACUUUACUUUUAGAUUUUUUUAUAAAAAAAGUUGGGGGGAAAGUACAAUGUUCAGAUUCUGAAUUUGAAUUCCAAAGUUUCAAUUUGCAUGAAAUUUGACAAAGAAUUUGUAUAGAUUAUGACCUGCCCAAUGGACUGAGCAACUUUUGUACUUACUGUAGAGUGAAGUCAGUAAACCUAUAAAACAAACUUUAACUAAGGAAGUGAAUAGGUAGAUAUCUCUUUCAUAGGUUUUUUCACUUCACUCUAUUAUUUUUUCAUUACGUAAGAAGUAUUGUUUUAGUCUUAUGUUGUUUACAAUUUUGUGAUGUGUAUUUCGUUUUUCAAUUUUUCCACUGGCAAUAGUCUUUCACAGUCCCUGCGCCAUCUUGAGAGGAAUCCMCUGCCUUUGCAUCGGAGCAAGUUGACCAUUGAGUGAGGGAUUGAGUUAUCUUCUUUUAAACCAUUUUGAUAAGAUUAUUUUAUUAUAACUUUUUUCAAUGGUUGUCUUGCUUCAAUGUGGGAGCAUGGCUGACUUGGAAACAUUUGCUUUUAAUAUGAGAAAACAAUAAUAAUAAGUGUUAUUUUUCAUACAUUAUUUGUCUUUCAUGGAAUCAUCUUUAUCUGUAAAUUCUUAAUGUAAAUAGAGUCAAAUCCACAUGAAAUCAUUUUUAUCUAAAAAUUUCAUAUAAAAACAGACUACUAUUCAAAUGGAUAUUGUCAAACUGUAUAAAGAAAACUUGAUUCAAUAAAAUCUUACUGUUUUAUAAUAAUUUGAACACUUUUUGUCAAUAAACUGCUUUUUCAUUAAUC